AUGUCUCUGCCCACUUGGGCUGACAACGUGGGUUAUGAAGAGGGUGAUAAGCGGGUCAUGGAUAAAUUACCAAAUGGUUAUCCACGAUUCUUGAUCCACAGUAACAUCGCAGGACUCGCGAAUGAUAUUAUUGCCAAGUAUGGAACCCCAAACCAAAGCGCCAUGCUGUUUCCAUCCCACAAGGCUGCCCACAGAUGUCGUAAUUUCAUGCAAGCAACAGCAGAGCUCGGUUGCGCAGGAGAGAUCAACAUAAUUGAUCUGUUUCUCGACAAGGGAAAAGAGGUUUCAGCGAUAACUGCGAAGCUCUCGCCCUCAAUAUCAGCGGUCAUCUUCCGUAAAGAUCUCUUCCCAAUAGCGAAGCAAUACUGGCAACACUCUGGUGAUGGUAUCUCAAGCAGAUAUGCCGAAUUUUGCCAUUCGCUUUUCUUGGAUGGCAAGCUGGCGGACUCCACAUCGCUGCAGCCAACCAUAAAUCAGAAAAGAGGCCCAAGGAGAUACCAAAGUGUAUCGAGAUAUACAACGUCCCAAACAGAAAACAAGGCGGUCUCAGAAGAGCGAGUGGAAAGCGCACAGUUCCUCGAGGAGCGUUUUGGCCGAAAUUUGGAUAUCUCACUUGUCGACAACGCCAAGUUAGCACUCCGUCGACGCAUAGCUGGCUCUUUGGUAGGCGAAGCGGAUCUUUCAGUCGAACCAAGUCCCAAUAUAACCUCCGACUCACGUGGAGUGACGGGACUUUCCGACGACGACGUUUACCUCUAUCCAUGUGGCAUGAAUGCCAUUUUCAGCACUCACCGAAUGCUGCUACAGUCUAGAGGUCAACUGAAAAGCAUCUCGUUUGGCUUCCCCUACAUUGACACUCUUAAAGUUCUGCAAAAGUUCGGCCCCGGGUGUCUUUUCUACGGCAAUGGCUCCUCAGAAGAUCUGGACGACUUGGAAGCGCGCCUGAAGGCUGGCGAACGAUAUUUGGCCUUGUUCUGCGAAUUCCCCGGAAAUCCUAUGUUAAAAUGUCCCGAUCUAAAACGAAUUAAGAAGUUGGCGGACACCUAUGACUUUGGCGUGGUUGUUGACGAGACGAUUGCAAACUCCAUCAACGUUCAUGUCCUUCCAUAUGCAGACGUGGUUGUCAGCAGUCUGACCAAGAUUUUUUCGGGAGACUGUAAUGUUAUGGGCGGCAGCGCUAUUUUAAACCCCGAAGGAAGGUAUUAUCAGCAGUUGAAGAGUGCUUUCGCAUCAAAUUACGAGGACAACUACUGGGCUGAGGACGUUAUGUUUAUGGAGCGCAAUAGCCGUGACUUUGAGACUCGUAUUAAGAAAAUCAACGACAACGCCGAAACCAUUUGCAGCCUGCUUCAGGCACAUCCUCUUGUCAAAGACGUAUACUACCCCAAGUAUAGCCCAACAAAGAAGUUUUAUGACGAAUGUCGGACACCAACCGGCGGGUAUGGUGGCUUGCUAUCUUUUACUUUCCACAAGAAGGCUCAGGCGGUUGCGUUCUUCGACCGUAUUGAGACUGCCAAAGGACCUAGUCUCGGUACAAACUUCACCUUAACUUCACCCUAUGUUCUCCUCGCACAUUAUGGCGAGUUGGAUUGGGCCGCAGGCUUCGGUGUGCCAGCGGAUCUUCUUCGCAUUAGUGUUGGUGUCGAGGAUGCGGAAGACCUGAAGUCACGGUUUGCAAUUGCACUACAGGCUGCUGAAGCAGUUGAUUCUGGGCGAGACCUUUAG
Molecule: messenger RNA, 1725 nt
Organism: Aspergillus nomiae NRRL 13137
Lineage: Eukaryota; Fungi; Ascomycota; Eurotiomycetes; Eurotiales; Aspergillaceae
Product: cystathionine gamma-synthase
Exons: 2
Coding region: 1-1725 (574 amino acids)
Biological process (GO): transsulfuration
Molecular function (GO): cystathionine gamma-synthase activity; pyridoxal phosphate binding
Source: RefSeq, a predicted model, not a curated record